CACAUAUGCAGUGAUCAAUCUAAGGUGGUUUUCACGCCGCCAUGGCUUCACGACGCGUCUUGCAGCAAUGCGCCAUCGCCAUCAGCGUCGCCAGCCUACUCUACAACAUCGCCGAGGGUGUAAUAUCCGUGGUCUUUGGUGUAGAAUCAUCCUCGCACUCUCUCAUCUUCUUUGGCAUUCAGUCGGUCAUCGAGGUGCUUUCGGCGUCACUCGUGGUUUGGAGAUUUCUGAGCGGACUUAAAGCUGGUGAAGAAGGCGACAGUGGAUCCAAAGUUAGAAUGAGUAAAGACCUGAGGUUUGUAAGAUUUCCAGGCCGGUGCCAGUCUUCGUCUACCGACACUCAGCAGGGUAGAGAAAAUAGCAACAUUGACCAUAGGCAUUCUCCUCGUGAUGCUUGCCCUAGCAGCCAUAGGUACAUCCAUCGCCUCCCUCAUCGCCCAUGAUCACCCCAGUCAAUCCAACGCAUCCCUCAUCAUCGCUGCGAGCGCUACUUUCAUUAUGUUCUUGUUCUGGAUUCCGAAGCGCUACCUCGCAAAGGCGCUGAAUUCCAGUACGAUGAACGGCGAGGCACUUUGUACCUUGUCAUGCAUCCAGUUCAGCGGUGCACUAUUGAUCGGUUCCCUCAUAUACCGUAUUUGGCGCGGUGGGUGGUGGGUCGACUCCGCGACUGCCAUCGCGAUUGCUAUACUUUUUGGUUGGGAGGGCUUUAAGAUGGUUAGGUGGGCGAGUAAUGACCAAUUCAAUGGCAGCUGUUGUUGUGGACAGGAGGAACGCAAGGUAGAAAAACAAGGCAUUCCUGAAGUCGCGCAACAGCCUAGUAUAACUCCCCAGCGCUGCUGUGGUGACUCCGGCUGUUGCAAACCUUCACAAGAAGGUAGCAACAAAGUCUAGUAGGUUCGGAUUCGUAGUUUGGGUUGUACAAUGAGUAUU
This is a messenger RNA of Suillus paluster, 930 nucleotides long. RefSeq lists its product as uncharacterized. The record is from RefSeq and is a predicted model, not a curated record. Bases 391 to 891 code for a protein of 166 amino acids. Gene Ontology annotation, cellular component: membrane. The transcript has a single exon. Gene Ontology annotation, molecular function: monoatomic cation transmembrane transporter activity. Lineage: Eukaryota; Fungi; Basidiomycota; Agaricomycetes; Boletales; Suillaceae. Gene Ontology annotation, biological process: transmembrane transport; monoatomic cation transport.